Marasmius oreades (fairy-ring Marasmius) is the source of this 630-nucleotide messenger RNA. RefSeq lists its product as uncharacterized. The record is from RefSeq and is a predicted model, not a curated record. The transcript has 6 exons. The coding region runs from base 1 to 630 and encodes 209 amino acids. Lineage: Eukaryota; Fungi; Basidiomycota; Agaricomycetes; Agaricales; Marasmiaceae.
AUGUCCUCCGACCAAACAAUUACGAUUUGCUGGUUGAGUCUUGAUCAAUGUAUCUACGACGUCGUCGACUCUAGUUUGGUUGCUCCCGUGGUUAGUCUAGUCCUGUAUGGUAAGUCGCUGGAUACGACAGCACUGGACGACAUACCUAAUCGUAUCAACUAUUUAGGUGGAUAUCUCAUGCUCUUUGGCGCCUGUAUUUGUGUUCUGAGACGCAAACCGGAUUCACAACGACGCAAUUGGGUCGUCAUACUUGCACUAUUCUUAGUAGCCAGCUGCGGCCUAGGCUUCAACGUCGCUGCAUUCUUCACUAAAGCCAAAUUCCAUCUGGUUCACGGGACAACCCCAGUAACCGUAUCCCGAGAAGGAGAAAUAUUUAGUCCCACCACCGCUCAGCUUGGAGAUGAUAAAUUCGUUGCGUUAUAUAACACUGGGCAAUCGGCGCUUGCAACGCGCAACUCAAAUUUGUACUAUAUUGGCCAAUAUCCUGACGGAUGGAAUUUUACUAUGGAGAUGUUUCCUGAUUUGGAGCGGAAAACUCCGAAUGGUACUCCCACUGCUCUUCUUUUGCGUGGCAAACAAUGUCAUAGGAAUCGUCAAUGUCGCGUUGUUACCCAAACCUCCGGCACCUAG